Molecule: messenger RNA, 903 nt
Organism: Exophiala mesophila
Lineage: Eukaryota; Fungi; Ascomycota; Eurotiomycetes; Chaetothyriales; Herpotrichiellaceae
Exons: 1
Coding region: 194-733 (179 amino acids)
Molecular function (GO): fatty acyl-CoA hydrolase activity
Source: RefSeq, a predicted model, not a curated record
CGACGUUCCAUCCUCCAGCAAUCAAAACUUGAUAGAAUUGAGACAGUCAGACUCCUAGUUCCAAGGUCGUCAUUUUCCUGUGCCGAGUACGUCUCGUUGACAAUUGUAUCACACCAUCACAUAGAUACUAUCAUACCAAUCAAGAAAGUCUUCAUCCAGAUACACGACAUCACGCAAACGGCUCUAGAAUACAAUGGCAAAUCCAACACCUCCAGUUGGUAAUACGCCACCACGAAAACACUUCUUCCAAAAUCUUAAACUAUGGCAUCUGCCCAUGCGCGAGCGGGUGUUGGCGCUGCACAAAGAAAUCACACGCGAUGACGGAUACAGAGGAUUCGACACCAUCUCGCUAGAAGGCACCAAUCUCACACUGGUAGAAUGCGAGUCCAACCGGACUGUCUGGGAGAUGGAUAUCCCUGCACACGUGUGCAACAAGUCUGGAAACCUACACGGUGGCGCCGCUGCCACCAUCCUCGACAACCUGACCUCGACUGCACUCGUCACCAUUGCCAGAGAGGGCUUCUUGGACUCUGGCCACGUCAGCCGUACCAUCACCAUGAGCUAUCUGCGUCCUGUGCCUCUGGGUAGCAAAGCAAGGAUCGAAUGCGAUGUCCAGGCCGCCGGCAAGAACACUGCCAAUCUUCUGGGCAAGAUUAUUGUCAAUGGUAAAUUGGCCGUCACCUGCGUUCACGACAAGGCUGUCUUUUCCAUCAAGCCGGCCGCCAAAUUGUGAUAUCAUCAAGAAGUAGGGCCGUUUCCCGAGUGGCAUGAGACGUUUUGGUGAUUCAUGUAUUGCGAGAUAUAUACAUAGACUCUCAUCCGAAUUAGAGACUUAGACAUCCAUACAUCACUUUUUUCUACAUCCAAGGGGGUUUUGUGAUAGGAACCUGGAAGAUAUUGUGG